UCACACAACCACAUAAGGUUAGUAGAACUUAUCAUCCCCUGCAUACUAACACUGCAAAACUGAAGGGUGAUAGUAGAAUAAAAUGAAGAUUGUCUACGUGACAGCUGUUGUGUUCUUGGUUCUUGCAAUCAUGUCUUCUACCUCCCCAUCAUUGUGCCAAGCUGGGAACUGCAUCGGCUGCAAAAAGAGACCGCCACCGCCAUCCGAUGAGACAUGCUACGAGGACCGAAAGUGUUCAGUUUCGAGGUGCCACCUGGGUUGCAUACACAGAGGCUUUGUGGGCAACGACAGAGGUGCUUACUGCCGUGGGAACGAUUGCUGCUGCAAACAUUGAUGCAAUGGAAUGCAUCUAUGCAUUUUAUGAGAAUUCAAUAAAGCUAGCUGUAUCAUUGGCCCCUGACUAUAAAUGAAAUACUACUAAGA
Sorghum bicolor (sorghum) is the source of this 423-nucleotide messenger RNA. RefSeq lists its product as uncharacterized. The record is from RefSeq and is a predicted model, not a curated record. Bases 83 to 334 code for a protein of 83 amino acids. The transcript has 2 exons. NCBI's taxonomy places the organism in Eukaryota, Viridiplantae, Streptophyta, Magnoliopsida, Poales, Poaceae.